Exophiala viscosa is the source of this 1002-nucleotide messenger RNA. RefSeq lists its product as uncharacterized. The record is from RefSeq and is a predicted model, not a curated record. NCBI's taxonomy places the organism in Eukaryota, Fungi, Ascomycota, Eurotiomycetes, Chaetothyriales, Herpotrichiellaceae. The coding region runs from base 94 to 1002 and encodes 302 amino acids. Gene Ontology annotation, molecular function: zinc ion binding; nucleic acid binding. Gene Ontology annotation, biological process: nuclear DNA replication; mitotic DNA replication checkpoint signaling; mitotic DNA damage checkpoint signaling. The transcript has a single exon. Gene Ontology annotation, cellular component: spliceosomal complex; nucleus.
CAAGACGAAUUGUUUCACAGCGCGUUGUGAUCACUUACGUGGACAACAGUUUCAAUUGUGAGUUUUGGACAUGCGAGGUACAUUCAGCCAAAGAUGACCGACGUCCGCUCCCUUCUUGCCGCCGAACGGCAGUCUCGGCGCAUCACCCAUCCUCACCUCUCAUACACAAAAUCUGGCGUGUUACUAUGUACGAUCUGCAACCUGAACGUCAAGUCUGAGGCACUAUGGGAAGGACAUCUGAGGAGUGCCAACCACCGCAAGAAUGUCGUCCAGCAGUCACAAGAGAGCACAAACAGGCCCACCAAGAGAAAGAUCGAGGAUGUAGAUGAAGUGCAAGAGGAACGCUACGAGGCCGACCAUUUAGAUGCCCGAAAGAAAGCAAAGUCAAAGUCACGGCCGAAGAGUGUAUCUUUCGUGGUGAAGGAUGAGGUGGAGGAAGACUCCGUCCCAGUACAGGUUGAGGCAGAGCCAGAAAAAAGACAGUUCGAUCGACCGUCCUCACCUGCGCCUGCCGAUGCAGAAACAUCAAACCACGUUACGAACACAGCAGCUCCUCUUACAAGCGACCCAGCACCGGGCCCUGGUGUGGACGAAGAUGAGUGGGCUGCGUUCGAGCGAGAAGUUGCUCCGCUGGCUGCGGCGCAACCACCACCAGACUAUACUUCGGCCACGAUAGUAGCAGCCCCUGUGACAGCGGAGCAGAUCAAAGAACAAACAGACGAGGACCGGCGGAAACGACUGGAAACAGAAGCAGAGGACGAGAAAGAGGAUGAAGAGAGGCGUCUAGAGGAAGAAUUCGACGUCAUGGAGGAAAUGGAAGAACGUGUCCGGAAAAUGCGAGAGAAAAGAGACGCAUUGAGGCAUCCGGUGCAAGCUGGAACCGAUACUGGGCAAGAAGAAGCCACUACGACGGCCGUCACCACUGAGCAGGAAAUGAUUGUGAAGGGAAUUGAAGAAGAAGAAGAUGACGAUGAAGAGGAUGAAGAUGACUGGUAUUCAUAA